Acyrthosiphon pisum (pea aphid) is the source of this 1671-nucleotide messenger RNA. Its product is annotated as ring canal kelch homolog. The transcript has 10 exons. Gene Ontology annotation, molecular function: protein binding. The record is from RefSeq and is a predicted model, not a curated record. The coding region runs from base 1 to 1671 and encodes 556 amino acids. Lineage: Eukaryota; Metazoa; Arthropoda; Insecta; Hemiptera; Aphididae.
AUGCAAAAUAAAAAACAAAAAAUUGAAUACAUCAGACGUGAAAAAUAUGCAAAAUACGAGUAUAAAAAUUCGUCUUAUGCAGAGACCUAUAAAGUGUUACAAUCCUUACGAGAAGAUGGGUCUUUUUGUGAUGUUAAACUAGAAACAGACGAUAACAAAAUAAUAGUCACACAUAAAGAGGUUUUAGCAUCAGCUAGUCCGUUUUUCUAUGAAAAGUUCACCAAUUGUUCAGAAAGGAACCAUGAUAUUGUGGUUAUGAGACAGAUAGAUUCAACUGCUUUACAGCUGAUAGUAAACUUCUUUUAUUCGGGGUAUAUCGUGGUCACUGGAGAAAACGUCCAGGUUUUAUUACCGGCGGCGAACCUCUUGCAGUUACAAGAAGUAAAAGACGUGUGUUGUGAUUUUUUACAGUCACAGCUCGGCCCUACGAAUUGUAUCGGUAUAUACGAUAUAGCUGAUUUACAUAGCUGUACGAAAUUGUCAACAAGUUCAGAAUUAUUUAUUCAACGACACUUUUCAGAAGUAGUUGGCGGUGACGAAUUCCUAUCUUUAUCAUCGGAACAAGUGAUUAAGUUGAUCUCUAGUGACGAACUUAGAGUUCCAUCCGAAGAAAAAAUAUUUGAAAGUGUUAUUCGUUGGGUAAAAUAUGAAUUGGAUUCAAGAAACUAUAUUUUACCCCAAUUAAUGGAACACGUAAUGAUUACAUUAGUGAGGCAUUACAUUUUCAUAGACUCGAGUCAGGAAAUUUUAUUCCACAAAACAUCCGAUAUAAACCCAGACAUGGAGAUAAAUUGUUGGUGGAUUUUUUACUUUAAAAGUAAUAAGAUAGGAUUUUACGACCCAAAAAUGAACCUGUGGCAUAAUGGACCAACAAUGGGAAGAAGCCGUAAUAAUCCUUGUCUAGCUGUAGUUAGAGAUAAUUUAGUGUUUGCCGUGGGUGGUUCUACUCAUGAUUUUAAACCACUUCGGUCUGUUGAUGUACUUGACUUAUCUGCAGAAUCACCGCGUUGGAAACCUAGUGUUGACAUGUUACAUGAACGACACAUUUUUGGAGUUGGUGUAAUCGAUAACAAUCUAUAUGCCGUCAGCGCACAUAAUUUUAGUGAUCCGGAAUUAGCUACUGUAGAAGUAUUUGAUUGCAAUACUCAAGAAUGGCGGAUGAUGUAUAAAAUGUCUACUAGAAGUUCUGACCCUGGGGUCGGGGUCCUGAAUAAUCUUUUAUAUGUGGUAGGAGGUUUCGAUAUUUCAUCACGGCAGGUUUUAGACACUGUCGAAUGUUUCGAUCCCAGUCUCGAUACAUGGACACCCGUCGCAAAUAUGUCUGUAGGACGCAGAAGUGCUGGAGUAGGAGUUUUGGACGGUGUACUGUAUGCUGUGGGUGGUAAAGAUAGAUCAAACAUUCUGAGUAGUGUUGAAGCAUACAGACCAAGUACAGGAGUUUGGACUACUGUCGCGGCCAUGAAUUUGCCUCGAUCACUUCCAGGAGUAAUUGCAUUAGACGGUUCUAUGUAUGUAAUCGGUGGAUUUGACUGCACUUCUUUAAUGAAAUAUACAGAAUGUUACAGCCCCAAAACCAAUAUCUGGACUAAAGUCACAACGCCAAAAUAUUUUGCUCACUAUACUUCAGGUGGAGUAGCCAUUAAUAGGCCACGACAUAUUAAAACUUGUUAA